AUGAUCAAGAGAUUGAAACACCGCAACCUUGCACAAGACCUAUGGAUUUGGCACGCAUUCUUUGGGGUAGCGGGUUCAAACAACGAUAUCAAUGUGUUGAACCAAUCUGAUGUCUUCAACAAUGUUAUGCAGGGGCGAGCUCCUGAGGUCCAUUUUUCAGUUAAUCGUACAGAAUACAACAUGGGGUAUUAUCUAUCAGAUGGCAUUUAUCCUGAAUGGGCAACAUUUGUGAAAAGCAUCCCAAUGCCACAAGGGGAUAAGAGAAAAUUAUUUGCCCAACACCAAGAAGGUGCUCGAAAGGAUAUCGAACGAGCGUUUGGAGUUCUCCAAUCCCGAUUUGCGAUCAUACGUAACCCAGCUCGAUCUUGGCACUUGGAUGCACUUAAACGUAUAAUGGGUAGGUGCAUCAUAUUACACAACAUGAUUGUUGAAGAUAAACGUGCAACAUAUGGUGGAACCUUUGAUUAUUCUUAUGAUCAUCUAGGCAAUGGCCCGACUGCACCACCAGAUGAUUCUAAUAAUGAUUUUCAAGAGUUCUUGCGUAGAAGACACAAUGUUCGCGAUAAGCAAAUUCAUCGACAACUUCAACAAGACUUAAUAGAACAUAUAUGGAAACAUUUUGGGCAUGAGAAUAUUCACAUCUAG
Messenger RNA from Medicago truncatula (barrel medic), 645 nucleotides. RefSeq lists its product as uncharacterized. The transcript has a single exon. Lineage: Eukaryota; Viridiplantae; Streptophyta; Magnoliopsida; Fabales; Fabaceae. The record is from RefSeq and is a predicted model, not a curated record. The coding region runs from base 1 to 645 and encodes 214 amino acids.